This is a messenger RNA of Cylindrotheca closterium, 570 nucleotides long. The record is from the annotation of a GenBank genome assembly. Lineage: Eukaryota; Bacillariophyta; Bacillariophyceae; Bacillariales; Bacillariaceae.
AUGUCCACCAUGACGUACUUCCUCAAUUAUUGUGCCACCCAUCCCGACGCCACCAUCACAUAUGACGCCAGCGACAUGAUCCUACGCAUCCACAGUGACGCAUCCUACUUGACUGAAGCCAAAGCCCGCAGCCGUGUCGGCGGCCACUUCUACAUGGGAUCAGCCCAACAAUCCAGUACCAAACUCAAUGGCCCCAUUCUUGGCCUGGCCAAGAUUAUCAAAGCCGUUGUAUCCUCUGCCACUGAGGCCAAAGUUGGCGCACUUUUCUACAACUGCAAAGAAGCCAUCUCCAUCCGCACCUUACUCACCAAAAUGGACCACCCACAACCAGCUACCCCAGUCCAAGUAGACAACUCUACCGCAGUCGCCAUCGCCAACAACAGGUGCCGCCAAGUCCGCUCCAAAGCCAUUGACAUGCGGUACUAUUGGGUACAAGACCGAGUCAAACAAGGACAAUUCAAUAUCUUUUGGGCCCCAGGCCCGACCAACCUUGGCGACUACUAUACCAAACAUCACCCCAUUCACCAUCACCAAACCCACCGACCCAUCAUAUUGCACUCCAAACGCUAG